CGGCCCAAGCGGAACCCGCCUGUCCGUGGAACCCGGUGCAACGUCAAGUACACCAUCGAGCAGAAGGACUUUAUCGAUUACUGGCGAAUCGACAGGCAAGACCGGGAGACACCGUGGGACGACGUGGUCCGCGAGUUCAACCGGCAAUUCAAGGGGCCGCACCGGCGGAACGGCGGUCUGCAGAGCGCCUACUACAGGGAGAACAAGAAGAUCCCCGUCACCGACCGGGAUGGGCUACUCGUCUUCGAUUCGGCCGGGGAGGUCAAGACGAUUGAGGUCCCGGUGAGGGAAGCCAAGGGGAAGCUGCACUCUGUCAAGGCCAUCGGCUUGCUCGCCACUCACCCCGAGAGGGCUGUUCGGUAUUCGUGGGUGAGUAGCGAGCACAAGCGCAAGAUGUGGAGAAUUGCUCAUCUUCGCCAGGCUCAACUUGAUGAAGCAAAGUUGAAGAGAAUGGAGGCCGAAUUGCGCUCAGCAGCCAACGAGGGUUCAGACGCAUCACCCAUGCACCUGACCUCUACAGUCGCUAGCAUGGCCAGCAUGGCCUUUUCGAAGUAA
Molecule: messenger RNA, 555 nt
Organism: Sodiomyces alkalinus F11
Lineage: Eukaryota; Fungi; Ascomycota; Sordariomycetes; Glomerellales; Plectosphaerellaceae
Exons: 2
Source: RefSeq, a predicted model, not a curated record